AAUUCAAUAACACCUUUUGCUGAACUAUGUUGUUUGAUUUCUCUGGCAUCCAUUAUUUUGUUUUCUCUCCUCCCUCUUCCGCCAUGAUGUUUUCUAAUGUGAAGUGAACAGCAGAGCUAGCUAACUAGCUAGUUUAGCCUUCAGUCUGUGGACUGUUGUGGAAGGGAGGUACGAUGGAUGGAUGCUUUGCCCCACUGCGUUUUACAGAUUUGUUUUAGUUUUGACACAAUGCGCCUUCUUCGUCAAAAUUUACACGUUAAAAUACUCCGCGCUGUUGCGGAGGGCUGCUAAGUCGCAGCGCACCGUUAAUAAAUGACCCAGGAGCAACGGUUUUUCGUUAUAGUUUGAAGAUUAACGCUAGCUGAGGUUGUUUUAAGUGGCUACACAGCUAGCCCCUCCUUGCUGUCUGUCUUGCCGUCGCAUUCUUGUGUCUUCUGCCCCAGGAAUGUUCUCCAAAAAACCUCAUGGGGACGUUAAAAAAUCAACACAGAAAGUGUUGGACCCAAAGAAGGACGUUUUGACGAGGCUGAAACAUCUCAGAAUUGUAAUUGAAAAUGCAGAGCCUGCAGAGUUGAAACAGUUCUUCGACCUGAACUACUCCCAUAUCUAUUAUGUCUUCUUUGAGAACUUUGUCACCAUUGAGGUCAGCCUCAAGCAGAAAGGUCACAAAUCUCAGAGGGAGGAGCUGGACUCCAUUCUCUUCAUCUUUGAGAAAAUCCUUCAGCUCCUGCCAGAGAGAAUCCAGAGCCGGUGGCAGUUCCACAGCAUCGGGCUCAUCCUCAAGAAGCUGUUGCACACAGGGAAUUCUCUAAAGAUCCGUCGUGAAGGUGUGCGCUUGUUCUUGCUGUGGAUGCAGGCAUUGCAGAGUAAUGCAGAGCGUGAGCAGCUCUGCAUGUUUGCCUGUUUGAUUCCUGGCUUCCCAGCUCCUCUCUGUCAUGGGACCCCGCGCACCCUGGACACUCUGAUCAACCCACCCUUGAGCUUAACAGAGACUCAGGUUACCCCAGAAGAGAUCACUCCAUUGGUUCCUCCCCAGUCUGGUGACAAGAACCAGGAAGACCUCACUGCUUACUUUUUAGAAGCUCUACUCAAAUACAUGGUAAACCAGGCCAAGUCUCUUGAGUGGCGUUGUAAAGAGAACCAUGAGCGUGGCUUCAGCUUCCUUUUUGGUCACUUCAGGAAGUUUUACCUUCCUCACAUCUUUCCCAAUUUUGCCAUGGAAACCAGCCUCUACAGUCCAAUACUGGAUGUGCCUCCAAUGCGUACUAAGCCUUACUACAGUGUGGUGCGCAGGGAGCAAGAUGGCGGUGAAACAUUGUACUGCACCAAGGAGAGCUUCCUGCAGGCCCGAGUCAUCUUUAUCCGCUGGCUGGUGUCCUUCUGGCUUGAGCCACGACCCAACACACAGACACACAUCCCAGGAACAGAGGGAGAGAACGUCCCCAAGAACAUACAGCGAGCAGCAGCCGGACUGGCGGCCCGCUCUGCAGGCAGCUCAGAUGACAGCAGUGGAGGUGCGAUUCGGUCCGACAGCCAUCUGGAAGGAAGUGGGUGCUCAUCUGGACCAGGCGGUGGAAGCAUUGGCUUAUCUGGGGGUCCAGGGGUUAUGGGCGAACCUGAACAAAGCCACUCCAACACGUCAACGUUGACAGAGAGGGAGCCCAGCUCCUCCUCACUCUGCUCCAUGGAUGAAGAGCAGCUGACGGACAUGGAGGUGGUGAGGAGAGUCCUGACCAGCUCCAGAACCAACGUCAACUUCAUCACAGAGAUCUUUAGACAGGCAUUUCUCCUUCCCAUGUGCGAAGCUGCAGCGAUGCGGAAAGUAGUCCGUGUUUACCAGGAGUGGAUCUCUAUGGAAGACAGGCCAGUGUUUAUGAAAGAGCCAGAGGAGGGCCCUUAUCCCAUAGCCACAGGAGGCGGCCUGGAUUCAGGCACGCAGCUCAGGGAGAAGGAGGAUGAGGGAAUGAACAAGGUGACUGACAGUGAACUGCUGGAGUACAGCGUUCAUGCUGGAGUUCAGACUACAUUACAGGUAUUUAUCACCCACUCGUCCAACGUUUUCCUCUUGGAGCCAGCCAAUGACAUCAAGAUCCUUUUGGAGGAGCAUGUCGACAUGUGCAAGCGAGUUCUGAACAUCUACCGCAGCCUUGUCAUGCAUGAGACCAUGGACCAGAAAACUUGGGAGCAGAUCUUGCUGGUUCUGCUUAGGGUGACAGAAUCGGUGAUGAAAAGACCUCCAUCCAUCAUGCCCCAGGGCAAGAAGAACUACACACUGUCAGGCAGACUGGCUGGACCUAUCUUUCAGACUCUUAUAGUAGCCUGGAUUAAGGCGAACUUAAACGUCUACAUCAGCAGAGAACUGUGGGACGACCUCUUGUCCGUCCUCUCCUCUCUCACCUGCUGGGAUGAACUGGUCACUGAGUGGUCACUCACAAUGGAGACCCUCACCAAGGUUUUGGCCAGGAACCUGUACAGUGUUGAUCUGAAUGAGCUGCCUCUGGACAAACUGAGUGAACAAAAACAAAAGAAACAUAAAGGAAAAGGUAUAGGUUCAGAGGGCCAGAGACAGAUUGUAGAUCGCUCCUUCUCCAAAGGCUGGAGCAGAGACCAACCAGGUCAGGCAGCAGCCAUGAGGCAGCGAAGUGCCACCACUGCUGGCUCACCAGGCAUCGAAAAGGCCAGGAGUAUUGUACGCCAGAAGACUGUAGCCCUGCGUAGCUGUUCUACGGGGGACUCUCUGCUGUCCUCAGCCUUUAUCCGCAGUGCUAAGAGUGCUCCUGCUCUGGCUCCGCCUCUUCCUGUCCUCCUUCACCACCACCACCCUUUACUACCCCCCCUUGCCGACCAGCUGGCAGACCUCGAGGACCCACCCAUCACAUUGACAUCCCGCACCUCUCGGAUGCGCCACUCCUCGCAGAGCGAUGAAGCCCCUCCCACCUCCUGUUCUGAGGUCUUCCAGGGAGGGGCUUGUGACCUGGAUGCCCCGGCCCCUUCCUCCCUCGCGAGGAGCAGCAGUGCCUCCGACAUCAUGGAGCCUUUCAUCGCUGAGCGGGUCAAAGGUGAAGACCCUCAGAGGGAUUCCGCUUUGAUUCCAAUCCCCCACCACUCCACAACUUCUUCCUUACUUGCAGCCAACAGCCACGCAGCUCAACCACUCCCACACCCCCCCACUUCCCCUUCUCCCACCUCUUAUACCUUCUCUAAUGGUGUUGUUGUCUCGUCCUCAGAGGGACAAGAUGAUGGUAGUGUUUAUGACCAGUUCUGGCACCAGAUUGGCUCCCGAAGCAAAGGUUCUAGUUCUGAUUGGGUAAGCGACUGGGAUUCUGCCUUCACUGGUUCAUCUGAAAAGGAAAUCAAUGGAGAACAGGGUGAAGAAGGUGAAACUGGGGAUGGGGUGGAGGAGGAUGAUUUAUUCUCCUCUAUUAGGGACUACCUCACUCACAAAGGAGGCGAGAGGAAGAAGGAGGCAGGAGAAAAAGAUAGUCCUGAUCAUGUACAUGAGAACAGUGUUGUAACCUUAACUGUACCUGUGCAAACAGGGGCAGCUAGAACACAAAUGGAAUACACAGGGCAGGUUGCAAGACAGAUGGUGAGAGAGGACAGACAGACUUGUAAGGAGGACAGACAGGUAAGUAAAUCUGUGAGACAUAGCACUGCAGAUUCAACAGACGAGAAUGAGGGAGAGCAGCGGAGCAUCUAUGAAUGCCUGGAGUUGCAGUGCCAGUGGCCUUCACCCAACGCUAGGGGAAGUGCUAGCUUAGAACGACACUCUGGGGAGAGGAAGGUAGGAGGAAACACAGGAAUGGCAGCAGGGUGGGAAGGGAAAAGUAACAUGUGGAGAGAAAUAGAAGAGAAACAGGAUGACAGAGAGGCAACUAAAGAGACAGGCAGUAUCUUUAGACAAGACACGAACACGGUAGAAUCUGAAUCAAAUCAGACUCCCCAAACUACUGACACCGUUAAGGCCAAGAUGUCUCGCACCAAAAGACAUCAUUCAGGGGGUGUUCAUGUCAGCUUUCGGCCCUCAACUGAAUCGGUUCAGUUCCACAACCCCCUUGAGAGUAAAGAGGCCCACUGGAAAGCCAGGCUGCGCCGUCUCAGUCACUUCCACACGCACAGCCACUCAGCUGGGGAGAGACCUGGGUCUGGUGCUGGGGCAGGGUCAGGUGUAAAGCUGGGAUCAGGGGGUGCAGGUAAGUUUGGAUCUGCAGCUGGUCUUAGCCAUAGAUCAGGGAUGCACGAGAAAUUAGCUACUGGGACUGUUCCAGAUAACAGCGGGGCAGGGAACCUCGCAGUAGCUGGAGGUCUAGAAAACAGGCCUGGGACUGGAGGGGACAAGGACAAGCAACAUCACGGUGCCUGUGUGGGAGCCAGCUUAGGCUCUGAGGCUCACUCAGAGGUGCCAUCAAUCAGUUCAGGUUUCUCUGGCGUGUCGUCAGGAGUGCGUGGUCGUUUGGGACGUUCCGCUUUGCGAUCUCGAGCCUCCCGCUCACGCUCUCAGGAGCCCGGCAGCUCUGCCUCGCGACACCACCAGGGGGCUCUCCUUGGUGGGGUCUACAAGACUGUGGUUCACGCUUUGUCGUCAAAGCCCCGGCCCCGAGGUCAAGGGUCAUCUCAGGGCUCAUCGCCACAGCGGCAGGGCCGGGCUGCCAUGGGUGACGCAUCCCUAAGAGACCUCUACUCCCAUGUCCUGGGCUACUUUGGACGAAAGACGACUUCGCCAGUCAACAAAGAGGAGGUGGUCCAGAAAGCCCGUCCAGUCUCCAGUGAUGUAGGAAGCACCAACCCAAACUUCUCUGAUCUCAUGGAUGAGUUUAUCCAGGAGAGAUUGAGGGCCAAAGGAACAGCAGGCCGUCGUGGCAGCAGCCCAGGAAGUCUGGAGGUUCCCAGGGAUCUGCCGGAGCUCCUGGAGGCAGGUCAGAGUUCCGGAUCCCGGCCCUCAGAUGAUCUUCGUCCUGUUGAUGAUCCAGGAGUUCCCUCUGAAUGGACGUCACCUGCAAGUGCCAGCGGCUCUGAUGUCAUCAGCUCAGACAGCCAGUCAGACUCUUUUAACGCCUUUCAGUACUCCACCUGCAAGUUUGAUAAUUUUACUUUCAGUUCAGAAUCAUGCGGAGGUGGUGGAGCUGGAUCUGGAGGAGGAGGAGGAGGAGGAGGGGGACGAGGCAGCUCACUGGACCAGGACAGCUUAGGAGGUGGGGUAGCCUGUGAAGAACAUGAAGUAGCCAGUUUGACAACACUUCACCUCGACUCAGAGACCAGCAGCCUCAGCCACACAGUCACUGUCACUGGUUCUGAGAGUGCAUCCCCCAUGCAUUCUCUUGGCGGUUCUCGCUCCCAGACACCCUCCCCUGCCACACUGACAGCAGAGCACACUGACCACACACACUCCCACUCGCACACACACCUACAGCUGGACCAGAAGCUCCACAACUCUGUCCUGCAGACUCCCGAUGACCUGGAAACCAGCGAGUUCCCCAGCGAGAACUGCAGUGUCAUGGCGGGCGGCUCUCUGACUGGAUGGCACGCAGAUGUUGCCACAGUAAUGUGGCGGAGGAUGCUUGGUAUCCUGGGGGAUGUCAAUGGUAUCAAAGACCCAGAGAUCCAUGCUCAGGUCUUCGACUAUCUGUGUGAACUGUGGCAAAACCUGGCCAAGAUAAGAGAUAAUUUGGGCAUUUCUCUGGACAACCAGUCAUCUCCACCUCCCCCUGUUCUGAUCCCACCCCUGAGAAUCCUCACCCCCUGGCUCUUUAAGGCCACCAUGCUGACAGAGCGUUACAAGCAAGGGAAGCUUCAUGCCUACAAGCUGAUCUGCAGAAUCAUGAAGAGACGGCAAGAUGUUUCCCCAAACACAGACUUUCUCACACACUUCUACAACAUCAUGCACCAAGGACUGCUGCACCAGGACCAGGACAUUGUAAACACCAUCAUAAAGCACUGUAGUCCCAGGUUCUUCAGUAUUGGCCUUCCUGGAGCCACCAUGCUUAUCCUGGACUUCAUCAUUGCAGCUUCUAGAGUCACCGCCUGCUCAUCACUCAAUGCUCCAAGAGUAGAGGCCCAGAUCCUGCUUGGAUCUCUGGUGUGUUUUCCCAACUUCUAUGGGGAGCUUCCAGCCCUCCAUCCCACCACAGCUGAUGUGGUGCUUACCAAGUUCCCUGACGUCAAGGAGCAUGUUAUCAAAACCAUCCUGACCUCUGCCAGGGAUGAACCCUCUGCCCCUGCUAGGUGCGUGGCUCUGUGUAGUCUGGGUAUCUGGCUGUGCGAGGAGUUAGCUCAUGGGACUCAACAUCCGCAGAUUAAAGAUGCUCUCAACGUCAUCUGUGUUACUCUGAAGUACCCCAAUAAGAAUGUUGCACUGGUGGCGUCAGACAUCCUUCACCUCCUCAUCAGUCAUGUGGAUCAUCUUCAAAAAUUCCCCCCUGAGACUCCAAAGAAGAUUGUAGAGAUUUUGAUCGCUACCAUCACGUACUUGCUGCCUUCUACCGAGUCCUCUCCACAUGAAUUGGAUAAGAGGCUGGUAGUGUCCCUCCUGUUGUGUCUAUUGGACUGGGUGAUGGCUCUGCCUCCAAAGACUCUUCUUCAACCUGUUCAAACUCGAAGCCCUCCAGAGAAGGACCAGCCUACCAAGACUCUGCUCAGCUGCAUUUAUAAGGUAUUGCAUGGUUGUGUGUAUGGAGCCCAGUCUUUCAGCAGUCCGAAGUAUUACCCACUGCAGCUGUCGGACCUGCUGAGUCCAGACUACGACCCGUUCCUACCAUUGGAGAGCCUGAGAGAACCAGAACCCCUGCACAGCCCGGAUUCUGAACGCUCCAACAAACUGCAGCCUGUCACUGAAGUUCGUAGCCGGAUUCAGCAGGGCUUGGUUUCCAUCGCUGCAAGAACAGUCAUUACGCACUUGGUCAAUCAUUUAGGACAUUAUCCAAUGUCUGGAGGACCUGCUACUCUGUCUAGUCAGGUGUGUGAAAACCAAGACAAUCCAUUCUGUGAGAGCGCAGAUCUGGGACCAGAGCUUUUUCAUUCCCCAAACCUGCAGUUUCUGGUUCUGAACGGCUCUACGCUGCUCUCAGUAUAUCAGAUCCGAUCAGAGUCUGGUGUACCAGGAGGUGGAAUGACGGCUGGUUUGUCCUCUGCUCCCGCUAACGUUCGUGUCAUCAUCCGAGAUGUGGCUGGAAAACACUCCUGGGACUCUGCCGUUCUCUACGGGCCUCCACCAUGUUCCCCAAACAGCCCAACACACACAUUUUUGUCACACACACAAUCACCUCACAGUGCAAAUCUUCAUUUACGCACCCCACCAGGAGGUCCACCGAUAAAGAUGGGAGUGAAGAGAGAAGACAGUGAAGAGGAGGGGCAGGGGGAGAAGGAGGAAGAAGAGGAUGAAAGGCAAGUGUUUCAGGCAGAGGGGGAGAUGGAGGAGGGAGAAGAGAGGAAAGUCAGUGAGGAAGAGAAGGGAGAUCAAAGAGGAGGUGAAGAAGAGGAGGAAGAGGAGGAGGAGAAGCAGAGCCUACAUAGGAUGGAUAGGGAGGAGGAUCAAGGACAGUCAGGUUUGGAACAGCUUCUAGCUCCACCAUUGGCUAAACGUGUGUGUCGGGAGGCAGUGCCUGCGUGGGACUCACUGACGGAGGGAGACGAUGCACUUGAUGAAAUGCUGCAGUACCUGGGAUACUCAAGUCCUGAGUGUCUGCAGAGAGCCGGUAUGCCCCUUAACAUCCCAGCCCCACCUCCAGUGUGUGUUUCCGAAAAACAGGAAAACGAUGUGAUCAAUGCCAUCCUGAAGCAGAGCGCUGCCGAAAGAGAGUUCGUCCUUCAUAGAGGUGAGGAGCUGAACAUGAGAGCAGUACAGCAGACUGAACCAGAGACUCAGACCCCACAGUCAGCCUUCUACUACUGCAGACUUCUGAUCAACAUACUGGGACUCAAUUCCUGGGAGAAGAGGAGUAACUUUCAUUUGUUGAGGAAGAAUGAGAAGCUACUGAGAGAGCUGAAGAACCUGGACUCACGACAAUGCCGCGAGACUCAUAAAAUAGCAGUGUUUUAUGUGGCUGAGGGCCAAGAGGACAAACACUCCAUACUAACCAACACAGCAGGCAGCCAAGCUUAUGAAGACUUUGUCUCUGGACUGGGCUGGGAGGUGGACCUCACUACUCACUGUGGCUUCAUGGGAGGUCUCCAGAGGAAUCGCAGUACGGGCCAGACUACUCCUUACUACGCUACCUCUACUACCGAAGUCAUUUACCAUGUCUCCACCCGCAUGCCCCACGACCAGGACCACAACCUCACCAAAAAGCUCAGACACCUGGGUAAUGACGAGGUCCACAUUGUUUGGUCGGAACAUUCCAGAGACUAUCGCCGAGGGAUCAUUCCCACUGAGUUUGGAGACGUGCUAAUCAUCAUCUAUCCCAUGAAGAACCACAUGUACUCCAUACAUAUACUCAAAAAACCUGAGGUGCCAUUCUUUGGUCCGCUGUUUGACGGUGCCAUCGUGGACAUGAAGAUAUUGCCCACCAUGGUCAGAGCCACUGCUAUCAACGCCAGUCGAGCUCUCAAAUCCCUCAUUCCCCUAUACCAGAACUUCUAUGAGGAGCGAGCCCGAUACCUAGAAACCAUUGUGCAGCACCACCAGGAGCCAACCACAUUUGAGGAUUAUGCAGCUCGGGUCUACAGUCCUGCUCCCUGCACACACCUGCCCUCUGACACAGGCUCCUGCCUAGAGAUUCUUCGGGGAGAAAGUCCGGCUCUUGGGGAGGCCGGGAGCGACUCGGCGUCCCCCAUCUCUCCUCGGACUAGCAAGAGCCGCAUGUCCAUGAAGCUGCGGCGCUCCUCUGGAUCGGCCAAUAAGACUUAAGCUCUUUACACUACACGGCCUAGUCCUCGAAAGAGAGGAAGGAAAUUUGGUCUUCAACAUGACACACGUUCAGAUUAACUGUUGGGGAGAAAUUCAUAUUGAUAUUCAUUGUUAUCAGAAAGACUGAUGGGUGGUGUUCACCCCUCCUCCCCGUCUCCUCCAGCAUGCUGCCGUUCUGAUCAGACACUGGCCCUUUAUGUAAAGAUCGCUUGUACUGUCAAAAACGCAACCGCUAGUAUUCUGUGCACUAUAUCAUAUAUCUUUAUAUUGAAACAGCUCGCAGCUGCCGAAUUUGUCCGUACUGUCUGAAAACCAGUUGAAGCAGUGCUGCAGCAUGCUGAUCCACAGUAGAACAAGUGCAGACUUAGCAGUGCAGUAUUAGUUCAUAACAACCCGUGCCAAGUUAAAAGUCGAGGAAACUCCAGGACUGCAGAAUGCUUGUGUGCCACAUUAUACACUGAAAUCAAACUGCAGAACGAAGAGAAACGAAAGCAAAGGCUCUUCAGUUUGUUUGGGUUGUUAAACUUUGUUACUGGGGAAUCUGUAUAUUUGUACUAUAGUCAGUCCUUGUGUGUACAGACAGAAACAUGAGUUUUGAUAUGAAAAGAAUGAAUUCAGAGCGAUUGAAUCUAUAAAGUUACCUGAAGAAAGCAAGAUAAAAGUCUAUUUUUGUUCUCAGUACAGCAUUAGACUAUAAAAAUAAGGGUCACUUCAGUCUAUUUAGUCAAUGUAAAUAGAAUCUCAUCUAUUGGCUAACCACAAUUUACAAAAAAAAUCUGUUACUAUGGAUGUGGCAACACUCGCAAGCCAAAAAUAUUCUGGGAUUGAAUUCAGAAGAAAAUCCCCUCGUUGAACUUCUGAGCGCAGACCCUUUAAGCGAAGCCAUGUGAGAGACGAAAGACCAUUAUUUGUCUUUUAUAAAGGAGAGAAAAUCACUUUCUAGAAAAAUAACAUUACUGAUCAAAGAGUAAGCACUUGUUAUAUAAAAUUUAGUUAUGACUUUUUUUUUUUUGCGCUCAUGCUGUAAAAUGUGGACAAGCACUGAUGUUAAUUGCAUAUAUUUUUCUCUUUUUUUCAUUUUUCAAAAAUUGACUGUAAAAUGUGUAUUGACCCGAACAAGAAUGUUGCUGUAUUUUUAAAUUCAGUGUCACUCCGUCAUCUGAUGCAGUUGAACCACAGCUUUUCUUUCUUUGUUCCUUUGACUAUAUAUAUAUAUAUAUUCUGUAUAUCUAUAUAUGUAUGAGUAUAAAUAUAUAUAUAUAGUAGAUAUAUGAGUAUCUAUAAGAACGUGUACAGCAUGAGGAGGUGUUGUGUGUAUAUACUGUUAUGUGAGAAUGGCUGUCAAAGCCAAACUGUGCUUUAACGUCAGACCACAUAUCUCUUUAGAGUGGGUUGACACUACACGAUUUUAUCUUUCAACAUUUUUUUCUUUUUCAUAACCAGUUUGCACUUAAUCCUGUAGAGGUUUAAAGGUAAUUUCAUUGUAGCUCAAAUAUUCCUCUUAACCGUUAAUGUACAUAAUCUCGUUACCACGGCCAGAGUGGGGGAAUUCAGUGGAAAGGAAGGCCAUCAUUUUCCUUCUUUUGAUAUAUACUCCUAAAUGAGGCUGAGUGUCUUCAGACUUUGGUUUAUGUCGUUAAGUUUUCACUACCUGAGUGGAGGUGGAAGGAGGAGGACAAACAAAAGAGAGAAGGUAAAUCCAAGGCCAAAGAGAGGGAGAAAAGUAACGCAAGUCAACUCACAGUCUACGUUUAUCAUUUAAAUGUAAAUGGUUUUGUGUUUAUCAUUCACUUUGCUCUUAUAUUUAGACUCGUCCCUGUUCUGGUUCUGCAUGGAGGGGAUCCGCAUGUAAUCACAAAAUUUAACACUAACAUCAGUUCAGCUCAGCUCAGCUCAAACUGACAAGGUUUCAAGGUUUCAUCUUGUCUUCCAUUUUACAUGAUGGCUGCUUUUCUGCAUGUCUCCACUCUUUCCUUUUUCCGUGGCGGGAUCCUGGUAAAGGAAACAUACGUGUAUGAAAGAUCUGUAUUUGAAAAUAUAGAUCUGAGUUGAAGGUUUUGCAUUAUGUUUCACUGCUUGAAGUAAAUGUGUUGAAAGCUGUAUUUUCUGUUACUGGUUCAUGUUUUAUUUCACCCCCCACCCCCACCCCCCACCUCCCGGGAGUUUAAAUUGUAAGCUUUUAAAAAUCUGCUAUUGUCAAAUUCAUGUUGUCUUUCUUUUGUGUGUAAAUAUUUAGUCAGCUACGAUUUGAAAUGUCCCUUUAAAUUAUUGCUGUUACAGUUGGCACGGUUACGUCUUCUAAGCACUUGAACAACUUGUUCAGGUUACACAUGCCAACACCACACAGCAGCACCCUGUUUGCUGUCAUACUCUUUUAAAAAAUACCAGUUGCUUCACAUGGUUUCCAGAGUCGUGAUGCUGCUUUUAUGUCGCAUGGAAAAGAUGGGAAAUUUCAUACUUUAGAUUUUUUUUUUUUUUUUUUUUUUUUUACUGAUUUAAUAACUCCUGAGGAUUACUGAGCACAAAAUGAUCUGCCCACUAAACUCAGAUAUAUGACUCCAUGAAUGUGUGUUUGUUUAGUAUAUGAACCGUAAUGAGCAACAACCAAAAUGUACAGACAACCUUAAGUUACCCAAAGAAAAUUCAUAUCAUGAAACUUUACAAAUACUUUUCAGCCUUUUUGACCCAAAUCUGACAUCUUGGUUGUCUAAAUGGGGCUGUGGUGAGACUGACCCCCCUCCCCCUUACUCAUAUCAACCACAGAAAUGUCCCGUCAUGAUUAAAAAAAUUUGGAACUUGUGUGUCGCCGGGUGCUCUGAACUUGCGUGCUGCGAUGGAUACGGGUUCAGCUGUUGUUCAGACAUGACUCUGUCACAACGCUGAUGUAUGUAACUACUGACUGUACAUACUGCAUGACGCCAGUUCAGUACUAACUGCAUGUGUUGAUCACGUAACAGCUGUAUCGCAAUGUACACACACUCCUCAAACUAUGUUACUGUCAGACCUGUGCUAUGUAAAGGUGUAAUGUCUCUUUUGGACAUACAGAGCCAUGAUGGAAUUUGACAAUAAACUGUUCAUACCACUGA
This is a messenger RNA of Scatophagus argus, 11928 nucleotides long. It is a transcript of the gene ralgapa1, whose product is annotated as Ral GTPase activating protein catalytic subunit alpha 1. NCBI's taxonomy places the organism in Eukaryota, Metazoa, Chordata, Actinopteri, Scatophagidae. Gene Ontology annotation, molecular function: GTPase activator activity. The coding region runs from base 446 to 8842 and encodes 2798 amino acids. The record is from RefSeq and is a predicted model, not a curated record. Gene Ontology annotation, cellular component: nucleus; cytoplasm. The transcript is spliced from 46 exons. Gene Ontology annotation, biological process: positive regulation of GTPase activity; regulation of small GTPase mediated signal transduction.